Molecule: messenger RNA, 2231 nt
Organism: Durio zibethinus
Lineage: Eukaryota; Viridiplantae; Streptophyta; Magnoliopsida; Malvales; Malvaceae
Product: metal transporter Nramp7.2-like
Biological process (GO): manganese ion transport; iron ion transmembrane transport
Cellular component (GO): plasma membrane
Molecular function (GO): cadmium ion transmembrane transporter activity; manganese ion transmembrane transporter activity
Source: RefSeq, a predicted model, not a curated record
UCAUAAAAGAAUUAAAUAAUUUAGCUCAUAAGAAUGCAAGCAUCAAAUUAUAAAGUUUAUAGCUAAUAGGUGAAAAAUUGAAAAUCAAUACUAUUAUAUUUAUUUGCCUAUCAUUCUAGGCCACUCAAGUAUCUCUUUUAUUUAGAUAAGUUAGAGGCUUCCAAUUUAGGUUUUUCAUGCUUUGCUAGAUAUAGAUAGAGUUACCCUCUUCCCUGUUAAUCUUUUAUUGGGAGAAGUCAUUCUUUACAAAGGGCAAGACAGUGACAUGUCAGGCAUGCGGCACCGUUUGGGAGAGAAGAAAGGAAAUUAAAAAAUAUAUGUGGACUGCUAAGCUGUCCUUUUUAAGCCAAAUGUUUAGACGGAUUCUUCAUUCGGUACUAUAAAUACAGUUUCAGUUACUUCGAUAUGUGUGUCAAUAUAAUUCUUCAAAGUUUUGUGAAGAUAAUAUAGAUAUUGAGAUAUAGCUAGUAAGUUAAAGAUUUAAAGUGGGAGAGAUGGAAAGUUUGCAACAGCAGCAGCAGCAACAGCAAGGAAGUGAUAUUGCACUUCCUCAAUCAUGGGGUAGUGGAAGCAACCGCAUAGCUGCUAUCAAUGUGGAGGGAACCACCCCGCAAUCCUACUCUGGUAACAACAGCAAACAUUUUGAUCAUGAUGACCCAAAACAUGAUCAGAAACCUGGAUGGAGAAAGUUUUUGUCAUUUGUAGGCCCUGGUUUCCUUGUCUCAAUAGCUUAUCUUGAUCCUGGCAACAUGGAAACUGAUUUGCAAGCAGGAGCCAACGAUGGAUAUGAGCUGCUGUGGGUGGUGUUAAUUGGAUUAGUCUUUGCUCUCAUAAUCCAGUCUCUUGCAGCUAAUCUUGGGGUCAGCACUGGCAAGCACUUAUCAGAAUUGUGCAAGGCUGAGUACCCAAAUUUUGUGAAAUAUUGCCUAUGGAUACUUGCAGAAAUUGCUGUCAUAGCUGCUGAUAUACCUGAAGUUAUUGGGACAGCCUUUGCACUAAAUAUUCUGUUUCACAUCCCUGUGUGGGUUGGAGUUCUCUGCACUGGUUUAAGCACUCUCCUUCUCCUUGGCCUGCAAAGAUAUGGGGCAAGAAAGCUCGAAUUGUUAAUAGCAGUGUUGGUACUUGUAAUGGCUGGAUGUUUCUUUGGCGAAAUGAGUUAUGUAAAACCUCCGGCAUCUGGUGUGCUUAAGGGCAUGUUUGUCCCUAAACUUGCCGGCCAAGGAGCCACUGCGGAUGCCAUUGCCCUCUUGGGCUCCCUUAUUAUGCCGCACAAUCUCUUUCUACACUCUGCUCUUGUGCUCUCCAGAAAAGUACCCAACUCUGUUCGAGGCAUCAAUGCUGCCUGCAGAUUUUUCCUGAUGGAGAGUGGUCUCGCCUUAUUUGUGGCGUUUUUGAUCAACGUAGCGAUUGUUUCAGUGUCGGGCACCGUCUGCGCAGCCGAUAACCUUUCGAGUGAUAACCAGGAUCGUUGUAACAAUGUUAACCUCAAUUCUGCUUCUUUCUUACUUCAGAAUGUGUUGGGAAAGUCUAGCUCAACCCUUUAUGGCAUCGCACUUCUUGCCUCGGGGCAAUGCUCUACCAUUACAGGCACUUAUGCAGGACAAUUUAUCAUGCAGGGUUUCUUGGAUCUUAAAAUGAAGAAAUGGAUGAGGAAUUUGAUGACUAGGUGCAUUGCUAUUACACCUAGUCUUAUAGUGUCCAUCAUUGGUGGAUCUCAAAGUGCUGGAAGACUAAUCAUCAUUGCGUCGAUGAUUCUUUCGUUUGAGCUACCAUUUGCUAUGAUCCCACUUCUUAAAUUCAGUAGCAGCUCAACCAAGAUGGGACCAUACAAGAAUUCCAUAUUUAUCAUUGUGAUUUCAUGGAUUUUAGGCCUUGGAAUCAUUGGCAUCAACAUCUAUUACCUAAUCACAGCCUUUGUAGGUUGGUUGAUUCACAAUGAUUUUCCAAAAGUCGGUAAAGUAUUAAUAGGUAUCAUCGUAUUUCCUCUAAUGGCAAUCUACAUCCUGUCAAUCAUAUAUUUAACCUUCCGAAAGGACACUGUUGUAACAUAUAUCGAGCCCGAAAAUAAUGAUCCAGCUGCCCAAGCUCGAUUGGAAAGUGGGCUAGGUAACCCUGACAAGUCCUUCGAGGCUGACAAUAUUCCUUACAGACAAGAUUUAGCCGACAUCCCACUCCCAGAGUAGGUGGUUUCUAAUCUCUCAAAUGACCAGCUAAGCUGUUUAAAGUCUUAU